UAAUCAUCAAUUUAUACACUUUACAAACACAUUUAACAUCAAUAAUACAAAUAAAAUUUAAUUUUAAUUUUGAUUAUAUCAUUAACAUAUGUUUUAAACAUAAAUGCUAGAGUUCGUUUUUCACUUUUCUCUUACUCUCCCCUCCUUUCCUACCAUUUCCUUAUCUGAAUCAGCUGAUUAUUGUUUUCGUAUUUCCUACGAAACAGACCGUUGCCGUAGUUAUGAUACGUGAUACCUUUUAACGAACGAUCUUUCGGAACAUCCCCGUCGGCGCGUCGAAACAGCCAACAGAUUAGACAAUCUAUCGCAAGAAGGAAUACUACCGACGCGCUUAAAUAUUUCCAACAUAAAGAUUGACGUUUCGCGGGCGGGGUGACAUCACUAUUUUCUGGUUGUGUUGUAGUUGUUCAGUCACUCAUAGAAUGACGCAGUAGAAGGUCGUCUCAGAGAUGGCGAGCUUCCCAGUAUGAAAAUACAAUUUUAUGGCGAGGUAAAAAUAUUUUGUUUGGGAAGAAAAAAUGUCUGCAGACUCUCCAAGGCGUGGUGUGCAUAAAGGAGUUCAAAUUGUGUCACCUCAGCCAAUAGUUGAUCGUUCAAUUAUAGAUAGUGUUGCAGGAAUAAUUAAUGAUAUUGUUCCACAGGCUUAUACGGGCACACCAAAUUCUGAAAACAAAGAGUCUAUUUCAUGGGCACGGUUUGAGUAUGCAGACAUUAAUGAUCCUGCCUUGUAUCCAGAUUACAAUGAAGGCUCUAAUACACCACCUUUAUUAUUGGUGCUUGGUUAUACAACUGGAGUUCAGGUAUGGUUGAUAGCAGCAACAGGAGAAGCAACUGAAGUUUUAUCAUGGCGACAAGGAGUUGUCCGCACUUUAAGAAUUUUACCAAAUCCAAAGACUGAUGAUGAACAUGUUGAUUUAUUUGAAUUGAAACGACCCAUGGUAGCAAUAUGCGAUUCAGCUGGACCUGGCCCACAAUUUUGCAACAUUAGUUUUAUUUCAUUGAAAACUGGGGAACAAACAAAAAGCAAAUUUAAAAAUCCUGUUUGUGACAUUUUGGCAAAUAAACGAUCUAUAGUCGUAACGUUUUUAGAGAAAAUCGCGGUGUUCGAUGCUCGAACAUUGGAAGAUGUAUUAACAGUUACUACCUGUUAUGCCAGUCCUGGUCCAAAUCCAAAUCCUAUUGCUUUAGGAUCGCGAUGGCUUGCUUACAGUGAAAAGAAAUUAUUACCUGUAAAAAGAAGUAGUGGUGGUUGUGAAGGUGAAGGAGUUCAAAGUUACACAGCAACUGUUCUGUACGCAGCAAAGUCUUUAGGAAAAGGUUUGCGUGGUUUGGGAGAAACAGUUGCAUCAAGUUUAACUGGUAAUUCAGUAUCACCAGUAGUAAUUAAUAAUACGGGCAGUGAUCUAACUCAACCAGGAGUAAUUACGAUAUUAGAUCUUCAAGCUGCAAAAGAGGAAAAAGAGUUAGAUGAUGCGAAUAUAGAGACUGUCAUUGCUCAUUUUACUGCCCAUAGUGAUGCAAUCGUUGCCAUGACUUUUGAUUUAAGCGGUGCGUUGCUAAUGACCGCUGACAAAAGAGGGCAUGAUUUUCAUGUAUUUAGAAUUCAACCACAUCCAGGUGGUCCCACUUUGGCAGCAGUACAUCAUUUAUACAUACUGCACCGCGGAGAUACUACUGCGAAAGUGCAGGAUAUGGUUUUUUCGAGUGAUACUCGUUGGGCGGCAAUUUCGACUGUGCGGGGUACUACUCAUGUUUUUCCUGUUGCACCAUAUGGUGGACCAGUAGGAAUACGAACUCAUUCCACACCUCAUGUUGUAAAUAGACUUUCAAGAUUUCAUAGAAGUGCAGGUUUAAUGGACGAUGGUACUAGAUCUCAUUCUCCUGUAUCUCAUACAGAAUUACCUUUGUCAAUUUAUCCAUACUCUAAUCCAAGACUUCCUCCAUACCCUCAUCCAACUGUAUUACAUCCCUUGGCACAGAUACGACAACCAUCGUCGUUAAAUCACGUAAACAGUCAAGCUCAACAGAGUAGGCCGCAGCAACGACAACGAUUAUAUUCGGAUGAUAGUGGAACAUUACCAUUAAAAAUAUGUGCUUGUUUUGCACCUCCAAGAGCUUGGAUGUAUGCACAAAGAGAAUCUACUGUGAAAGUUAUGAAAAGAGCAGUUGAUUCUUUGUUUAUUAUGGCGUGUCAUGGAAAUAUGAUACAAUAUGAUUUAGAACCUAAACCAGUUGCAGGUGUACCAAAAGAAAAAGUAUGCGACGAUACGAUGAUAGAAUUAGAAGUCGAAGCUAAAGGUCAAUGGCCCCUUUUAAGAUCUCCGAAUUCUUUAGAGAUUGUGCCACCUUUACCAACGUCUAGCUCUUUACUGAGCGUCAAUACUAUACCAAAAGAUAUUCAAGAUGGUGAUUUAGCAGAAGAUCGUUGGUUAAGUCAAGUAGAAAUUGUAACACACGCUGGCCCACAUAGACGACUUUGGAUGGGCCCUCAAUUUGUUUUUAAGACUUACAACGCAACUAGUGGAGCUCCUGUAAAUCUUGUCGAAGCUGAGGCUGUUGAAAUUGGCAUAACCGGUGGAUCUCGUCCUGCGAGAUCGAAUCCAGUCAAUAUGCCACAUGCUGCAUCCAGAUCUUUGGUACCUGUCGUUAUCGAUGGAUCAGGAAGUAGUUACGAGCAAUCUCCAAGAUUCAUGGAGGCGUAUGGUGAUCCCCUAGAUAGUGAAAAUGCGGGUGUUGGUGGUGAAAAUCAAUUGAGAGAAGAUCUGGCUGAAGCUAUGUUGGAAACAUCAAUAGCUCCGCAUCGUGCACCAGGGAGGCGAUCGGUAUUUGAGAGGGUGGGUCAACCGGUAACUAAAGUCGUCAACCCUCUGGGCACCGUGAUUACCGUAUCGGCCGAUGAGGAGGACAUUAGCUCGAGUCAGGAGUUCGAUUCCGCGGAGGAGAGCCACAUGCCUGAACCACCUAGGAGCGUGUGCGCCGAAGAGGGCCCGGCUUCUCUCGGUGAUUUCGAGCCGGAGAGUCAAACUCUGCGUAGUCUCACCAAAAUCUGCGCGGAAAUGCGUUCAGCUAGCGAGCCGGCGAUCGACAGUGUUCCAGACGAGAACAUCUGUGAGGUGAAAGAGAGGAAAACUUUAUGCGUCGAGAUCGCCUCCAUCACGAAUCCGGGAAAUUCUACCAUCGACUUCGAAAGGGUAGAAGCUUUCCGCGAUGUGCCGACCGGAUUGAACCUUUGCGUGGAGCAGGGUGAGAUCCCUAGCAGCCCCAUGACCCAGGCGAAGGAAACCGCUUGGUACAAGAAACUUAAUAAGAGGGAAGACAGGGAUGCCCACGAGAGAAGCGUGUCCGAGGCGCAAUACGUGGUCAGCUGUGACGAGGAUAGCGUCGUGUUGAUGGAGAAUAAGGCGGCCCAAGGACGGAAGACCGCCUCGACGCAUUGCAAGGCGGAGAGCAAAAGAGCUAGCGAGCAUGAAAAAGUCGCGAAGAAAUCGGGGAGGAACGGUACGACGUCUGGGAAACGGGCAGACGCUAAGACACCUACUAAAAGAUACGUUUUAAAGGAGCACGAGGAUAGCAUCGUUAUCGAGGAUACUUGCAGCGACUCGAGCAGUAGUUGCGGUAAGAAAAGAGGGUGCGAGAAGAUGGAGGAUACGAGGGGCAAACAUUGUGAGCACAAGGGCGGGGAAUCGUCGAAGGAAAACGGGACUGGAAAGGUUAAAAGCAGGUCGAAGUCUUCCACGGUUCAUAACAGUUGCAAAGAAACGUGCGAGGAAAGCAAAAAUUCUGUUAAACACGUAGAAUCGAUCAUAGAACUGGAUUCUAUAACGGAAGAAACGGACAAGAGGGAAGAUUUCAAGUCGAGCCUUAACGUGGACGUGUUGAUCAAAGAGAUGGAUAAGUAUAAAUCACCUCCAUCGGACUCGACCGACGAUUUCAGUUGCAGCGAGUAUCACAUCGUCGAUGCGCCUUGUUGCAACAAGGAUGGCACUUCGGUACAAUCCGACGAGGAUAUCGAGCAUAUCCAGAGCUCGGAGAUCUCCCAGUUGCAGCAAGCCGAAUGCAUGGACGGUGACAAAUGCGUAGAUGUGAUAAGCUGCGCGGGCUCCUCGCCCAUUAUGCAGAGGAAGAAUAGCAAGAACACGAUAUCCGACGACGACAUAGAAUACAUACAUUCGUCAGAGGUGGAGACGCCUGAGAAAGCUUGCAAAGAGGACACGAGAUUCGAAACGAGUAAAGGUAGCAGCGACAGCGAGUCGACCGGGGCGAGAUGCAAACUAACAUUUUCUGACGACGAUUUGGAACACGUACACCAUUCGGACGUCUACGCUUUAUUGCCUGAAAAAUCUAAGGAGACUCGUGAAAGGAGCGCGAGAAGGUCUCACGAGAUUUCGACAACGGAGCAGCAACAACAACAACAACAACAAGGGUCGAGAAUCAAGAGCUCGAAGAAGUCGAAGGAUAUCGUGGUGAUCGAGAGUGACACGUCUGCGGCUGACGUGACCGUGAUCUUUAAACCGGUCGAGAGUUGGAAGAGCAAGGGUACGGAGAGGAAAGAUGAAGGGGAGGAGGCUGGCCUUAUUAUGAAAGAUAUUCCGGCUAGCGAAAAUCCAAGUCCGUUGAAGAAAGCCAAGAUUCGUCCUGUUAAAACGUCCCCUUCGAACGUUGCCCCCAAACGAUCGCAGGCAGGAAUCGAGAUAAUCGACAUCGAUGCCAUGCAAAAAGCCGAGAUGGACGUAUUGGCCGACACAGCGUCGGUGUCGGAGUGCAAAAUCCUUGCUGGACCCGAGCUGUGCGGGACGCGCGCUAGAAAAUCUCGAAGGAAUAAAAAGGCGAGCAACGAAGGUAAGGAAGCGCAUAGCUCCGAGAUUCUUAUCGAGGCUGUGAAAACUGUCGAAGAAACUGGGAAGGAAUCGGGUUCGCAGGAGGUUGAAUUCUCCUGGAGCGCUGUGGUGAAGAAAAAAAGCGGUUCUCCCGAGCCGGAAACGCGGAAAGAAAGAGAAGAACUAGAAGAAGAAGGAGAAGAAGAGGAAGAGGAGGAAGAGGAAGAGGAAGAGGAAAAGAAGAAGAAGAUGGAGAGGGAUAAGGUAAAGCAAAGCUCGUUCGAGGUCUCGCCCAUCCUCGAGAAGAUAGAAUCUUUGAAGAAGAAGAUACACGAAUCUUCGUUGAGAAAAAGUCUGGACAAAAAGAGUUGCGUUUUAGAGACGUACCCCGAAGAGUCUUCCGUUCAGAGUUCCGAGAUUUCGUGGAGCUCGAUCGUCAAAAAGAAAAAUAUAUCCUCCGCCGACUUGGAGACGAGAAAGGAGCCCGAGCUCGAUCCGAUCGUUGAGGAAUCGAGUGUCGAGGAGAGGAAAACUCAUCGAAAACGCGUCGAAUCUUCGUCGCAAUCCCUCUCAGCGAUGGGAGGAGGUCAAUCGAAAGAGACGGGAAGAAGCGUGGAAGAAUCUUUUGAUCAGGUUGCGACGGAAGGAGUUUCGUCGUGGAGUUUCAUCGUGAAGAAGAAGGCGACAGCCACCGCGGAAACGGUGACUCGAAAGGAACACGUCGAGCAGAAAUCUCAGAGGAAAUUGGAUCUAAUGACCAUUGACUCGUUGGAGAUUAUCUCGGAUCGUGAAACGAAAUCGGAUAACCGAUCGUCCUCGAGUAAAAGUUCGGAGAAGAUCUCGAAGCUGGAGACUGUAAGCGAGAUGGACGAAAAGGGUUCGAAGAAUUGGAGCGUGGAGUCGUUGCUGGUCGACCCGGUGUUCACGAAGGAAGACUCCUCGGAGCCGGAACGGGACACCGAGCCUGAGAAGAGGAGUGAUUCGGAGCAGGAGAUCGUGCCGGAGCGUUCGAGCUCCUCGGACGAGUUGAACGCGAAUGUUGUGUUCACGAACAACGAGGGAGAGUAUUCGGGUCGCGAGGUCGCCGAUAGGGGUGCAACGAACGGUUCGAGCUCGGUGCCCGGCACGAAGAAGAGCAACAGGUCGAAGAAAAAAAAACGCAGAUGAGUAGAGGAUUGCAUGGAUGUACCUAGGGCCAGCCUUGCCCUUUACAUGCUCUUGAUGCAAGUAACCGGGGUCGAUUAGCAUAAACUAGCAUUAAAUCCGAAUAUUAAAGAAAGAAAAAAAGAAAAAAUGUUUAGAGUGUACGAACUGGGAACAAAUUGCGCUUUCGAUUCUCAGUGGUCAAUCGAGCGAUCAAGACGUAAGGUCUUGGCUUUAUUAAAGAGCGUUUAUCUUAGAGUACAUGUAUCAUAUUAUAAUCACCUUGUUAGGGAAUGAAAUCUUCAAUUCUAUUUUGAUCGAACGACGCGUUCUCUCGCAUCGGAUUUGGUAUUUUUAAAAACCUUUUUCUAAAAUGACUAGAUUGAGAAAAGGAGGAAAAGAAAAGAAAAGAAAUAAAGAGAUUAAUUAAUUAAUUGAUUUAUCAGUACAAAAAUUUUUUAGACGUAUAUUCGGUGGAAUUUCUUAAUUGAAAAGAGCAAGGCUGUUACUAUUGAGUGUACAUCCGCUGACGUUCGAGUCGAAUGCGUGAAGCUAAAAGUAAGAAAAGGAAAAAAAAAAAAAAAAGGGAAACAAUACACAUAGCCACACGCAUACUUUACACACACGUAGAAUUUUUCGAAACGAAACUUCUGUGUACAUAGAUAUAUGAAACAAGAUCAAAAAAANAAAAAAAA
Apis florea (little honeybee) is the source of this 6655-nucleotide messenger RNA. RefSeq lists its product as uncharacterized. Gene Ontology annotation, molecular function: protein binding. Gene Ontology annotation, cellular component: cytoplasm. The record is from RefSeq and is a predicted model, not a curated record. Gene Ontology annotation, biological process: response to starvation; autophagy. NCBI's taxonomy places the organism in Eukaryota, Metazoa, Arthropoda, Insecta, Hymenoptera, Apidae.